Molecule: messenger RNA, 872 nt
Organism: Bombus pyrosoma
Lineage: Eukaryota; Metazoa; Arthropoda; Insecta; Hymenoptera; Apidae
Gene: p23
Product: prostaglandin E synthase 3
Exons: 3
Coding region: 114-644 (176 amino acids)
Biological process (GO): chaperone-mediated protein complex assembly; protein folding
Cellular component (GO): nucleus; cytosol
Molecular function (GO): protein-folding chaperone binding; Hsp90 protein binding
Source: RefSeq, a predicted model, not a curated record
CAUUUUGUUUGAUCGAUAGUUGAAUCUCGAAACACUCUCGAAUCACGGAUCUACGGCGCGAUACGUAAGCGCUCUGUGUUUGUUUGCUUCUUACGGAACGAAGCUCCCGAAAUAUGACUCAAGAAGGCCAAUUGCCUCCCCCACCUGUUAUGUGGGCUCAGAGGAAAGAAAUUUUAUUUGUUACUAUCUGUCUAGAAGAUUGCAAAGAUCCUGCAAUUAACAUCGAACCACAAAUGAUAUAUUUUAAAGGAGUAGGUGGAACUGAACAAAAAAUGCAUGAAGUAACGAUUAACCUAUAUGGAGAAGUCAUUCCAAACAGAACUAUUCAAAACCUAAGAGGAAGGACUUUAGAGUUAGUUCUUGUUAAAAAAGAAGAAGGUCCAUAUUGGCCAAGAUUAACAAAAGAAAAAACGAAAGCCCAUUGGUUAAAAAGCGAUUUUAAUAAAUGGAAGGAUGAAGAUGAUAGCGACGAUGAAGGUGGAAUGGAAGGAAGUGGCAACGAUUUGGAAGAAAUGAUGCGACAGAUGGGUGGUCUAGGAGGAUCAGGAGAUAGUAAACCAAACUUCGAUGAUUUAGAUGCUUUAGGAGAUGAAGGUGAUGGAAUGGAUAGCGAUGACGACGAUCUACCCGAUCUUCUGGAAUGAAGACAUUAUGACGCUACUUUAAAAUUAUCUUCAUUAAAAAAGUAAAAAAAUUCAAAAACAAAUGGCGACCUAAAAAUAGUGCAUCACCAGGCAAUAUUUCAGUAGGCCGUGCUAUUUGUAUUUUCAAUUAAAUUUGCUAAUGGCCCAUGUUGAAAUAGCAAACAAACAAAUAAGGUGCACGAAAAACUGUCAACAUAAAAGAAUACAGUGGUCAAGAGAAAAGAAACA